Jatropha curcas is the source of this 2267-nucleotide messenger RNA. RefSeq names its product heat shock 70 kDa protein 4. The record is from RefSeq and is a predicted model, not a curated record. Lineage: Eukaryota; Viridiplantae; Streptophyta; Magnoliopsida; Malpighiales; Euphorbiaceae. Gene Ontology annotation, molecular function: ATP-dependent protein folding chaperone; ATP binding.
AGUACCGGGAACUGCCUAUAUUUUCUACCAAUACCAUACAAGAGGAAUAGAAAAGAUCUUACAAGAGUAAACCCUGUUUUCCAAGUCUUUGUCUCUUCGUGAUAAUCUGAUUCGUUGAUUUCUACGAUGGCCGGAAAAGGAGAAGGACCAGCGAUCGGUAUCGAUCUCGGAACGACUUAUUCAUGCGUCGGCGUUUGGCAACACGACAGAGUUGAAAUUAUUGCUAAUGAUCAGGGAAAUAGAACGACACCGUCUUAUGUCGCUUUCACUGACACGGAGCGUUUGAUCGGGGAUGCUGCUAAGAAUCAGGUCGCCAUGAACCCCAUCAACACUGUCUUUGAUGCUAAGCGUUUGAUUGGGAGGAGAUUCAGUGAUCCCUCUGUACAGGGUGACAUGAAGCUAUGGCCAUUCAAGGUUAUUGCUGGUCCAGGUGACAAGCCUAUGAUUGUGGUUUCAUACAAGGGUGAGGAGAAACAAUUUUCUGCAGAGGAGAUUUCUUCUAUGGUUCUGAUUAAGAUGCGUGAGAUUGCUGAGGCUUAUCUUGGAUCCACAAUUAAGAAUGCAGUUGUUACUGUCCCUGCUUAUUUCAAUGACUCUCAACGCCAAGCAACAAAGGAUGCUGGUGUAAUUGCUGGCCUCAAUGUCAUGCGCAUUAUUAAUGAGCCAACUGCCGCAGCUAUUGCUUAUGGUCUUGAUAAGAAGGCUGGAAGCGUUGGUGAGAAGAAUGUCUUGAUUUUUGAUCUGGGUGGUGGGACUUUUGAUGUCUCACUACUUACCAUUGAAGAGGGUAUAUUUGAAGUAAAGGCUACUGCAGGUGACACUCACCUUGGAGGAGAGGACUUCGAUAACAGAAUGGUGAAUCAUUUUGUACAAGAGUUUAAGAGAAAGCACAAGAAGGAUAUCUCUGGAAACCCUAGAGCUCUUAGGAGGUUGAGGACCGCUUGCGAGAGGGCUAAAAGGACUCUCUCAUCUACUGCUCAGACAACAAUUGAGAUUGACUCGUUAUAUGAGGGUAUUGAUUUCUAUACAACAAUUACCCGUGCCAGAUUUGAGGAGCUUAACAUGGAUCUCUUCAGGAAGUGUAUGGAGCCUGUCGAGAAAUGUUUGAGGGAUGCUAAGAUGGAUAAGAGCAGUGUACAUGAUGUUGUUCUUGUUGGUGGUUCGACUAGAAUUCCUAAGGUGCAGCAGUUGUUGCAGGAUUUUUUCAACGGAAAGGAGCUAUGCAAGAGCAUAAACCCUGAUGAGGCUGUUGCCUAUGGAGCAGCUGUUCAGGCUGCAAUCUUAAGCGGUGAGGGCAAUGAGAAAGUGCAAGAUUUGUUGCUCUUGGAUGUUACCCCUCUAUCUCUUGGACUAGAAACAGCUGGAGGUGUUAUGACCGUCUUGAUACCAAGGAACACCACCAUUCCCACCAAGAAGGAGCAGGUGUUUUCUACCUACUCGGAUAACCAGCCUGGUGUUUUGAUCCAGGUUUACGAGGGUGAGAGAGCAAGAACCAGGGAUAACAACUUGUUAGGAAAAUUCGAGCUAUCUGGCAUUCCUCCAGCUCCAAGGGGUGUUCCUCAGAUCACUGUGUGUUUUGAUAUUGAUGCUAAUGGUAUCUUAAAUGUGUCUGCCGAGGAUAAAACCACUGGCCAGAAGAACAAGAUAACUAUCACAAAUGAUAAGGGGAGGUUGUCCAAGGAAGAGAUUGAAAAGAUGGUACAAGAGGCAGAGAAAUACAAAGCAGAGGACGAGGAACACAAAAAGAAGGUUGACGCCAAGAAUGCUUUGGAGAAUUAUGCCUACAACAUGAGGAACACAGUGAAAGAUGAGAAGAUCAGUUCUAAACUUGCUGCAGACGACAAGAAAAAGAUUGAGGAUGCCAUUGAACAAGCUAUCCACUGGUUAGAUGCCAACCAGCUGGCUGAAGCAGAUGAAUUCGAGGACAAGAUGAAGGAGCUUGAAAGCAUCUGCAACCCUAUCAUUGCCAAGAUGUACCAGGGUUCCGGUCCUGACAUGGCAGGUGGCAUGGACGAGGAUGCUCCUCCAGCUGGUGGCAGUAGUGCUGGCCCUAAGAUCGAAGAAGUAGAUUAAGCUGCUUUUUAGAAUGUUUUUUGGUGGUGGUGUUUUGUGGAGCAGUUGGGUACUGGGAAGGGAGGCGUUUCUGUUUGCUGGUUUUAUUGAGCAGUUAUUUUGAGAAGGCGUUUCUUUUUGUUGAACUGCUACUUUUGUUAUCUAUUUGAUAUUUAACUUUAAUAUAUUGUGUAGUAUUUUUCUUUUUGAUUGUU